AUGGCUCCAGCUGCACCUGCCCCGCCACUUAAACCUGGAGAAAAGAGGGGUGUGAAUUGGUCGAAUGUGGCAGUGGGUGGGAUCAUGAACAUGUUUGAAGUUACCACUUUGGGACAACCACUCGAGGUUGCGAAAACCCAAAUGGCUUCCAAUCGAUCACAAUCCAUGGUAGAUGCUUUGAAAACUGUAUGGUCUCGUGGUGGUGUUCUGGGCUUUUAUCAAGGUUUGAUUCCAUGGGCUUGGAUCGAAGCUUCGACAAAAGGUGCUGUCUUACUCUUUACCGCCGCCGAGAUUGAAACUGUAGCUGUCGGGGCUGGAGUCGCUCCCGCUGUGGCUGGAUUACUGGGUGGAAUGGGUGGAGGAAUCACUCAAGCUUAUGCCACCAUGGGAUUUUGCACUUGUAUGAAGACUGCCGAAAUUACUAGACAUAAACAAGCUUCUGCUGGUAUCAAACCUCCAUCGACCAUGGCACUAUUUGCUGAGAUGUACAAAAAAGGUGGUAUUCGUGGUAUCAACAAAGGUGUGAAUGCCGUUGCACUCCGUCAGUGUACCAAUUGGGGAUCUCGAAUGGGUUUUGCCCGUUUGGCCGAACAACAAAUCCGAACACUCCGAGGAAAGACAGAAGGAGACAGACUCAGUGCGUUUGACAAGAUUGCGAGUAGUACGAUUGGAGGUGCAUUAGCUUGCUGGAAUCAACCUAUCGAAGUGGUUCGAGUCGAGAUGCAAUCAAUGGCCAAACAAACUGGCACAGGUAACCGUCCAGCUAAGAUGACUGUCUUUAAUACUUUGGGAUAUAUUUACAAGGAAAGUGGUCUAAAAGGACUUUACCGCGGCGUGACACCUCGGAUUUGUUUGGGAAUCUGGCAGACCGUCUGCAUGGUAUCGUUUGCUGAUGUGAGUAUUGAUAUCUGGCCAAACUGA
Molecule: messenger RNA, 921 nt
Organism: Melampsora larici-populina 98AG31
Lineage: Eukaryota; Fungi; Basidiomycota; Pucciniomycetes; Pucciniales; Melampsoraceae
Exons: 8
Coding region: 1-921 (306 amino acids)
Biological process (GO): mitochondrial citrate transmembrane transport; alpha-ketoglutarate transport
Cellular component (GO): mitochondrion
Molecular function (GO): tricarboxylate secondary active transmembrane transporter activity
Source: RefSeq, a predicted model, not a curated record